Solea solea (common sole) is the source of this 876-nucleotide messenger RNA. It is a transcript of the gene cdkn1a, whose product is annotated as cyclin dependent kinase inhibitor 1A. The coding region runs from base 208 to 711 and encodes 167 amino acids. The record is from RefSeq and is a predicted model, not a curated record. NCBI's taxonomy places the organism in Eukaryota, Metazoa, Chordata, Actinopteri, Pleuronectiformes, Soleidae. Gene Ontology annotation, cellular component: nucleus. The transcript has 3 exons. Gene Ontology annotation, biological process: signal transduction by p53 class mediator; regulation of mitotic cell cycle. Gene Ontology annotation, molecular function: cyclin-dependent protein serine/threonine kinase inhibitor activity.
GGAAAAGAGACUUGGCGGAAUGAGCACGUAACGGAACCGGGACUUACUGUUUGUGUGACCCACUUUAGUUUAACUGAACCAACUGGACCAGAUAACAACAUUUUUCCGGGUUUUUAUGUCUCAGCUGUUGUGACACUUAACAUUUAAAAGUACACAGAAGGAAAAUCAAACCCAACAGCGUCUUUUAAGACAGCAGAUAAUUGUCGAAUGAUGACGACUAACGUGCGGAUCCUGCGCAGGCUGGGGAACGGCCCAACAAGGCGAAACCUGUUCGGCCCAGUCGACAGAGAGCAGCUGCGGGUGGAGUACCAGGCCGCCCUGCAGAAGGACCUGGAGGAGGCGUCGCGUCGCUGGGGCUUUGACUUCCUCUCCGAUGAGCCGUUGGAGGGCAGUGAUUUUCAAUGGGAGUGCGUCCCGGGCACCAAGGUGCCACUGCUCUACCGAUCCAGCAAGCAGGGUCUGGACCAGAGAGGAUGCCAAACGUUCGGAGAGGCGAUGGUGAGCACUAGUGGAGGAAGCAUGGAGUCGCCGCCAUGUGACAAGGAGAACAUCACACAUACACCGGAGAGAUGUUUACUCAACCUGAAGACCUUGGAGAUCACUCCUGAGAGACGAGAGAAUACAGGAUUGAAGAGGAAACAGACACAUAUUAAAGAUUUCUAUCAGGCUAAAAGAAGAGUGGUUGGGACGCCACGCAAAUCUGGAGAGUGAAAGAAAAAAAAAGGGCCAAUAUUCCAAGAGACAGGACUCUCAGGAAAAGCCCCACUCUGCUGGACUCAGUCGCUCACCCAGUCAAUCACCUGGAAACAGAAAGGGACCUCAGCUACACACCAGAUUGAUUUGGGUACUGUCUCUGCUCUGAGGGGGGAGGGGGCG